This is a messenger RNA of Paraglomus brasilianum, 3612 nucleotides long. The record is from the annotation of a GenBank genome assembly. Lineage: Eukaryota; Fungi; Glomeromycota; Glomeromycetes; Paraglomerales; Paraglomeraceae.
AUGAAAACGUCUAGCAGUGGCCAUGCAACCGACGAAUUUUUUGAUCAUCGGAAUGUGUCAUUUGUUGGAAGGCCAUUUCCGUUGGAGGAGGCUCAUGAACAUUUCGCAAGAUUAAGAUCUUGGGGGUUGACUUUUGUACGACUUCUUGUACCUUGGGAGGCCUUGGAACAUGCUGGACCCGGUAACUAUGAUGAAGAAUAUAUCGACCACUUAGUAAGCAUUAUCGAAAUGAUGCCUCGAUAUGGAAUAAAGUGCUUUAUUGACCCACAUCAAGACACUUGGUCUCGCUUCUCUGGUGGGUCAGGCGCGCCAGGAUGGACAUUUGAGGUUGCUGGCCUUGACAUCACGAAAUUUCAAGCAACCGGUGCUGCUCACAUCCAUAAUUCUCAAUUUCAUAACGAUCAUCUCGGACCGGGGAGCUCGCAGCCCAUGGUUUGGCCCACAAAUUACACCAAGCUUGCUAGCUCCACGAUGUUUACGUUGUUCUGGAGUGGAAACACAUUUGCGCCGGAACUGAAAUACCAGGGAAAGCAAGUGCAGGACUUUUUACAAGAUUGUUAUUUGAACUGUUAUUCGCAUUUGGCAGAACGAGUCCAACAGUUAGAGGCUGUAAUCGGAUUCGAAGUUAUGAAUGAGCCGCACCAAGGCUACAUAGGUCUAGUCGAUUUGACACGUUACAGCGCGGUCCAUACACUAGUCUUUGGUGAUUCUCCAUCCGCUUUCCAAUCGUUCACAUUAGGGGACGGCAUUCCAACAGAAAUUGAAGUCUGGAUCAGGUCUUGGCCAUAUCCGACGCGCAAACAUUCCACCCGAGUCGUCAACACCGAAUGCGAGUCUGCCUGGCUUAACCGUCGCCCAUGUGUAUGGCGUCAGCAUGGCGUCUGGGAUGUAGACGAAGCAACAAAAAAUCCAGUUCUUUUACAGAAAGAGUACUUCACAAAAGAUCCAAAAACGGGAAACCCUGUAGAGUUUUAUAAAGAUUUUUAUUUGCCGUUUGUUAAUAAAUAUAUAAAGGCCAUACAGAGUGUGAAAGAAAGUUAUUUGGUUUUCGUUGAACCUCUGCCCAAUGAGCCACCUCCAGUCUGGACUCCAACGGAUAACUCCCAUAAUGUCAUCUACGCUCCGCAUUGGUAUGAUCUAAAAUCCGUCUUCAAUAAGGCAUUCGAUGGAUUGAUCACUCAUGAUGUUCAAAGCCUAAGCAAAGGGAAAAAUGUCAUAUCUGCUACUUACUUUGGACUCAAAGGCGCCAAGAAUAAUUACACCGGUCAAGUGAGAGAUACAGUAAAUAAAGGGUUGAUUAAUGUUGGAGAGAAACCAUGCGUCAUAGGGGAAUGCGGGAUACCAAUGGACAUAAAUGAGAAAAAGGCUUUUGAAACAGGAGAUUAUACGCAUCAUAGCAACUUUUUGGACGCCGUUUUGUGCGCCAUGGAGAGAAAUCUUGUUAAUUUCACCCUUUGGAACUAUAAUCCAACAAACGAUAACACGUACGGCGACCACUGGAAUGGAGAAGACUUUUCCAUCUACUCUCCUCUGCCAAAAUCCAAGACAAACAAUUCCACUACUCAAACAAUAACUAUUACAGCCACUCCAAUAUCAGCAGAUGAUAAGAAAAUGACAAAACACAGGCCAGCUAAAAAAGAAUUGAAAGUGCAAACGAUGUUUGAGAAUGAGAGAGAACAAAGACAGGAAAGAGAUGCAGAUAAUAAAUAUGGAACAGAAAAGAGUCCUACUAGUCCGUUCGAGUUGAUGCAGGUACAUUUUUGGGAUCAGGAGGAUGAGAACGACGAGGAUCAUUAUCAUCAUAUUGGAGGAAGAGUGUUGGAUGCCGUGUUGCGUCCUUAUGCAUCAAAAGUCCCUGGUAUACCUCAAGUAACCCAUUUCAACCUUCAAACUCUCGAAUACAAGUUCCAGUUCACCAACUACCCACAAGGAACACACCCAUUUUCUUCCGUCUCACCCUCACCCUUACCCUCACCCGAAGUCGAAAUUUAUAUACCCAAUUAUCACUACAAGCAACUCCAUCUCGACAUCCGCGUCUCGGAUGGUGACUGGCGAUAUGUCAGAUCGCGUCAGACUCUGUAUUGGAGAGUCAAGGACUGGACGACUGAAGGCAUUGAGCACAGUUUAAGGAUCAGGAUUGUAAACAAUAAUAAUAAACAACAGGGGAUGGGAAAUUGGACUGUGGAUGUAUGGAAUGUUUGGGGCCUGAGAAUGAAGCGUCGAUUCAAUAGACAAGAUGGGAAGAAUUUUACGCCAUAUCUCAUUGCAGUAGCUGGUGGGAGUGCCAGUGGUAAAACCAGUGUUGCCAAGAGAAUAAUCAAAAAUCUCAACGUCCCGUGGGUUGUACUGCUGAGCAUGGAUUCAUACUACAAGCCACUUUCCCCCGAACAACUAGAUUCUGCCAUGAAUAAUGAUUACAAUUUUGAUCAUCCCAACGCAUUCGAUUACGAGAUGCUAGCACAAACUUUAAAAGAUCUCAAAGAAGGGAAGCGAGUAGAGAUACCUAUCUAUGAUUUCACAACCCACUCUAGACGCCCAGAGACAUCAACCGUUUAUGGCGCCAACGUUGUUAUCUUUGAAGGCAUUUUUGCUUUAUACGACAAAACCAUCACAGAUCUUAUGGAUUUGAAGAUCUUUGUGGAUACCGAUGCUGAUAUUCGGUUGGCUAGAAGAUGUAAGCAGGAAUCAGUAGCUAUAUAUCGUCCAUCUGCUUUAAAACGAGACAUAAACGAGCGUGGACGUGAUAUCCAUGGUGUACUCAAACAAUACGGACGGUUUGUUAAAUCAUCGUUUGAUGACCAUAUUCUCCCAACAGUAAAGAAUGCAGAUGUGGUACCUAUUAUUCCGCGAGGGUUGGAGAACCAUGUUGCAAUAGAGCUUAUUACAAAGAACGUCCAGAAGCAAUUGGCUGAGCGCAAGCUAAGCUUUCGAUGGGAUUUGGCAAGGAUAGAGUAUGAUGACGACAUACCUGAAAACGUGAUUUUGUUGAAAGCUACGCCUCAAUUAAAGGGAAUACAUACUAUCAUUCGUGAUUGUACCACAGCGCGAGAUGAUCUUAUCUUUUACACUGAAAGGCUUGCAACGCUCGUGGUUGAAAGGGGUCUGGCAGAGCUGCCUUUUCGUCACCGUAAAGUAACAACACCCCUUAAUAUUGUGUGCGAUGGCAAGGCCUUGGAUGCUCAAAUCUGCGGAGUAUCUAUCCUUCGUGCUGGUGGUACUAUGGAGACAGGCCUCCGUCGAGCCAUAAAAGAUGCACUCAUAGGAAAGAUGCUGAUUCAAUCUGAUCCUCAAACUGGUGAGCCACAGUUACACUACAUUAAGCUCCCAUCUACUAUUAAUCAAUGUCAUGUGUUUCUUAUGGAUGCACAAAUUGCAACGGGCGCGGCUGGUCUGAUGGCUAUUCGAGUUUUAUUGGAUCAUAAUGUACCAGAAGACAAAAUUAUUUUCUUGACAUUCCUUGCUACUAUACAAGGAUUACAUACAAUUUCUAAGGCCUUUCCGAAAGUCAAGUUGUGUACUUCGAUGAUAGACCCCAAAGUCAACGAACACACACUUUACAUUGAACCUGGAAUGGGCAACUUUGGAGAUCGGUAUUUUGGUACAGAGCCUUAA